Petromyzon marinus (sea lamprey) is the source of this 3176-nucleotide messenger RNA. RefSeq lists its product as uncharacterized. Gene Ontology annotation, molecular function: RNA polymerase II cis-regulatory region sequence-specific DNA binding; DNA-binding transcription factor activity, RNA polymerase II-specific. Gene Ontology annotation, biological process: regulation of transcription by RNA polymerase II. Lineage: Eukaryota; Metazoa; Chordata; Hyperoartia; Petromyzontiformes; Petromyzontidae. The record is from RefSeq and is a predicted model, not a curated record.
CAGCACCAGAGAACUCCAACAGGAGAGAAACCCUUCAAGUGCACUGUGUGUGAGAAGGCAUUUGCAAAGUCAUCAGUUCUUCAGAGACACCAGAGAACACACACAGGAGAGAAACCCUUCAGGUGCACUUUGUGUGGGAAGCCGUUUGCAGUGUCAUCACAUCUUCAAAGACACCAGAGAACACACACAGGAGAGAAGCCUUUCAAGUGCACUGUCUGUGAGAAGGCAUUUGCAUGGUCAUCAGGUCUUCAGAUCCACCAGAGAACACACACAGGAGAGAAACCCUUCAAGUGCAGUGUGUGUGGGAAGACAUUUUCAACUUCAUCUAGUCUUAAACAACACCAGAGAACACACACAGGAGAGAAAUCCUUCAGGUGCACUCUGUGCGGGAUGCUGUUUGCAGUGUCAUCAAAUCUAAAAUCACACCAGAGAACACACACGGGAGAGAAACCUUUCAAGUGCAGUCUCUGUGGGAAGGCAUUUUCAAAAGCAUUUGCUCUCAAAAUACACCAGGGAACACACACAGGAGAGAAACCCUUCAAGUGCACUGUGUGUGAGAAGGCAUUUGCACAGUCAUCAGUUCUUCAGAGCCACCAGAGAACACACACAGGAGAGAAACCCUUCAAGUGCAGUGUGUGUGGGAAGGCAUUUUCAGGUUUAUCUGCUUUUAAAUAUCACCAGAGAACACACACAGGAGCUAAACCCUUCAAGUGCACUCUGUGCGGGAAGGCGUUUGUACUGUCAUCACAACUUCAAAGACACCACAGAACACGCAAGCAUCAGAAGAUCCCCAAGAAACCGAUUCUGAAAUCAGCUUGUGAAAGUCAAAGUGCUGCAAUGCGCCCAUCCUUCAUGAAAAAAGAACCACGAGAAAAUCUCAGCUUUGACACUUUAAAAGGUAUCAAGGUGAAAUAUGAAGAGGCGAAGGUGAAAUGUGAAGUGACAGUGAAGAGCGAAGAAGUGAAGGUGAAAUGUGAAGAUGAAGAUUCAACUCCAAAAAUAGACCUUCACAUUAUUGGAGGUAAUGUGAAUCAGGAGGAGAAUUCUGAUUGUGAGGCAGAGCGAGGCAACUCCCAGCAGUUUGUGGAAGUGGAGGUGUGGGUGGACUUCUUAGACAAUAUAAAGUCAAAAGGAGACCCGGUAGAUGUGUAGUGUAGCAGCGUUGAGUGGUGACCAGGGGUAGCAAUUUUGGGUGUACCCACCCAAAAGGAAGUUAUCCAUCUUGUGCCUCCCAGAACCAGCUACGUGGUUCCAGAAGGGGGGCGUGGCCAGGGCAGAUCCUGGAAGGAUAAAAGGGGGCGAGAGAGGGAGCUCGAGGCUGUCCGUGGGAGUCUGGAUCGUCUCGUCUUUGCUGCUGUCCUCGUCAUCACUGCCAUCUUUGUCAUCCCUUGACAUCGCCACUGCUAGAUAUUUAACCAGCUAUCUAGUCAGUCAGCGCCGUGGUUGCUCGGCAGUCAGUGUUGUGCUAUGUGCUCGCAAUUGAAACUAAGUUAUGAUAAAUAAAUAAAAAGAUGCCUCUACAGUUUAUUGUCUCCGGAGUCAUACACUACAGAUGUGUAAACUUGAGACAAUGAAGCUCCAAUAGAUUCACUUUUGUCACAGGCCUUUAAUGAAAAUCAAGUGAAGUUGAACACUCAAUUCCUAGGUUCAAACUGCAGGGUUGUGUUUACGCGAGGCUAGAUGACUAGGGAGAGUGUGAUGGCGAACCUGUGAACCUGUGAACGUGUUAAUAAAGAAGAUACCCCCUUAUAAACCAUGUCUCUCUCUACGAUGACACUACAACUCGUGUCAGGAGUGGGGUGAAGAAAUAACCCACCUAUAGUGUCGUCGGAGGAUGGGAACGGUGAAACAUUCAUCCCUCCCGCAGCCCCGGGACCCCGGUUACGAAGUCCGUUGGCGGAGAGAGAUAUCGGCGGGAGAGCGGCUGCGGAUCGGAGGGAGAGCGGCGGCGAAUCGGCGAGGGAGGACCCGUUCCCCCAUGAUCUCGUGUGCCGAGCACGCGGCAUGGCCGAGGACCACAGUGUUGAGGAGAGCGCGGGAUGGUACGUGAGCCACACCACGGCCAGCGGCGCGGAAAUGAGACAUGAGGGGACCCUGGCGGCGGUCCCCGUCGGUGCGGGAGAGUGGAGGAGCCCCGGGCGGAGACCACGCAUGUGGUGGGUGCCAAUUUGCCCUUUGAGGGCUUGGCAUGGCUGGCGGGCGCUAUUUUGCAUAGAGCACAGGACAACGCUGAAGUCGAUUGCGCUGCAAGGGGCAAUUUCUGGCCUAUCAUGCGACGCCCACGCGAAAUUUCUCCAGCGGAAGCGAGGGGAGGCCAUGACCCUCUUCACCCCAGAUGGGUGAGACGGCGCUCGACUCCUUUGCGAUGGAAAGGCUGUUGGCUCUGGCGCGGGCAUCGGGGAUCAUCCUGCCCUUCUCCGAAGGCAUGGGGACCACGUCCUUGAAGGUGGCCCAGGAAAUUCAGGGCCACGAGGCCUGCCAGCAUUGGCCCAAAGUGGAGGCUCGGCCGUGGCGGGAGGAGGACAUGGUUGCUGUGGUGUGCGGCCUGAGGACGCACGGGAGAAGGCCCCCGCAGGUGUAUUGGCAAUCGGGGAAGCCCCCUUUGCCCUGCCAAGGCGGGGGAGACCAGUGUCAAGGACCAGCUCACGUGAGCUGCGUUCUGGUAAAGGCGGACUCUCCCUUGUAAGGUGGAAUUCGAGGGGGUUGUAUAUGUUGUUUGGGUUGCGUUAUCAGUUUCCGAUCUAACCCAAAAAAAAACUCUAUUAUAGAUAUUGAUUACGAAACCCUAAGUGUUAAACCAGCUUAAUUGCCUUGGCAAUUUGGAGUUUUGUCUAAUUUCUCAUCACAAACACUCGAAGAGCACCCCCAAGUGGCAGCUGCCUCUGUGUGGCAUAAGGUGGCCCUGCACCAGCCUGCAUGUGUGCAUGAGUCUCGCAGUAGGGGACAAUAAUUGAUGUGUAAUCUCAGUUGUGUAAGUUCUGGAUAAUAUUUGGAAUUUCCCAAAUUUUGAUAAUGACACCAACAUGCAAUGACCUAUGUAUUUUGAUUGACACUAUAUGUUUUACAUUCACUGUUAAGCAGACAGUGCAUAUUUUGGUCAAUGUUACUGGAGUAGCGUGGGGUGCCUGCCGGAUUUGUACCUUUAACCUCUGCAAUAAAUAGAGAAUGCGCUACCA